GCAAAAAGGAUGAAAACGUCUAACCAAACAAGUGAGCCGGUAAAGAGGACCGCCAAAACACCGACAAAAAACUCUCAAACACCAAAAGGUAAUAGAAGCAGCCAGCAGAGGGAGCCAAAGAAAAACUCCAAACAAACUAGCGACACCUAUAACAAAAACGACAACUCAAGUGAAAAAGUAAACAACAAAAAUGGCGAGCAGUCAAAAUUUGCCUCUCCAAAUAAGUUCGAAAUAUUGUCUACAUUAACAAAUGAUCAAAACGAUGGAAAAAUAACUGAAACUCCUGGACCCAAUCGCCAACAACAAAUAACAGGGAAAAAUCUACAAAAUCAUUUCAACAACGAACAAAAAGAUGGUGCCAGCGUGAUAGACGAAAACAUGGACUUCGAAUCUGAAGAAGAGGACGACAUUGACGGUGAAAAACAAAAUAAACACAAGGAAAAAGGAAAUUAAAUUCGGAGCCAGUGAUCACGUGACAUCGACUGGAACGCCAAAGGACAUGAGGGCGGCGACUCGAUCAACUUGAAUAAGUGACGACUUUCGCUUCACGAUAAUUUUUUG
Messenger RNA from Leptopilina heterotoma, 561 nucleotides. RefSeq lists its product as uncharacterized. The record is from RefSeq and is a predicted model, not a curated record. NCBI's taxonomy places the organism in Eukaryota, Metazoa, Arthropoda, Insecta, Hymenoptera, Figitidae. Bases 10 to 453 code for a protein of 147 amino acids. The transcript is spliced from 2 exons.